This is a messenger RNA of Camellia sinensis, 1074 nucleotides long. The record is from RefSeq and is a predicted model, not a curated record. Lineage: Eukaryota; Viridiplantae; Streptophyta; Magnoliopsida; Ericales; Theaceae.
AUGUGGGGAAACCAAUUUAGUGGCUCAAUUCAACUUUCAAUAUCAAAUGCUUCAAAAAUAAAAUACCUUGACUUAUCGCUUAACAAAUUUUCUCCUGGAGUGGCUAUUAAUUUUGGAAACCUAAAGAAUCUCUCUUGGUUUAGUUUAGAUAAGAGUGGUUUGGGAACUGGGCAUGUCAAUGACAUUAAUUUCUUAACUACUUUUGCCAAUUAUAGCAAAUUGAGAGUGUUGCAAUUACAGGAAAAUAAUUUUGGAGGUGUUUUACCGAAUUAUUUAGCUAACUUCUCAACAAAACUCGAGCAUUUAUCAAUGGCAGCAAACCAGAUAUUUGGAAACAUUCUAGCAGAUAUUGGAAAUCUUGUGAGCCUAAAUGCUCUAGCUAUGGACGAGAAUCAAUUGAUAGGAAGUUUUCCGACCUCUAUUGGUAAACUUGUUAAGCUUCAAGACUUGGGUUUUAGUGACAACAAAUUGUCUGGGGAAAUCCCUUCCUCUAUUGGAAAUUUAACACUAUUCAACCGGCUUUGGUUAGAAGAAAAUUAUUUUCAUGGAAACAUACCUUCAAGUCUUGGAAAUUGCCAAGGUUUGAUACUGUUGCAUCUUUAUGGUAAUGGUCUAUUUGGUAGCAUGCCUCAAGAAGUAAUUGGUCUCUCAUCUUUGUCAAUAUCUCUAGACUUCUCUCAAAAUUGUCUAGCUGGUCCUAUCCCUCUGGAAGUCGAUAACUUGAAAAAUCUUGUUGAACUAAAUCUUUCUUACAACAAGUUAUCUGGUGGAAUUCCUAGCAGCCUUGGCAGUUGCACUUGUUUGGAAUGCCUUUAUUUGGACAACAAUUCAUUUAGAGGAACCUUUCCACAAUUGUUGAGUUCUUUGAAGGCCAUCGAAGAAUUAAGUCUCUCACACAAUAACCUAUCGGGUGAAAUUCCCAAAUUUUUAGAAAGCUUUCCCUUUUUGAGGAAUUUAAACCUUUCUUUCAAUAAUCUUGAGGGAGAGGUACCAGCAGGGGGAGUGUUCUUGAAUGCAACUGCAAUUUUAGUGUCGGGAAAUAGCAAGCUUUAUGGGGGUAUACCUGCAUUAUAG